Molecule: messenger RNA, 1305 nt
Organism: Trichomonas vaginalis G3
Lineage: Eukaryota; Parabasalia; Trichomonadida; Trichomonadidae
Product: cation efflux family
Exons: 1
Coding region: 1-1305 (434 amino acids)
Biological process (GO): transmembrane transport; monoatomic cation transport
Cellular component (GO): membrane
Molecular function (GO): monoatomic cation transmembrane transporter activity
Source: RefSeq, a predicted model, not a curated record
AUGCAAAUCGCGCCAUUACCAAGUUUAUCAAUUUUAUUCUCAAUAAUUUUUCAUUUCCCUUAUAUAUUUGCAGAUAUUUCAAAGUAUCAUCACAUUUACUUAAUGACUGCUCAAUGCUUAAUUGUUACAUCUUUAGUUUCUUCAGGAUUAGACUUUUCAGAAUGUUUAUUUUACUUUUUCAUUCAACAAAAUACUAUUUCAUUACUAAAGGAUCGUUCUCCAAUUGUUAUUUUACUUCUUUCUCUCGAAUCAAUUUUCAUAUUUAAUUCUGACCAUCUUACACAUUUAUCAAUCGCUUUUAUUGCAUUUUGUUUUGUUGGCCAGUUCGCAAUUUACAUCGUAUUCCCAUCAGAAUUCCAUAAUUUACAAUUCCCUUCAAAAACAAUGAUUUUUGGUAUGUUAAUCGAUUUAUGCUGCGGAGUUAAAGUGAAACCAUUUUUGUUCCUAAUUGCAGUUGUACUAUAUCCGGUCUCUAAUUUUACAUAUACUUCAAUUUACAGAUUUACAAGAGAAAAUCUCUUUUCUUUCAUAUAUUUAAUAGUAUCAUUCACAAUGAAUAUAUACGGUAUAAUGUCUGGCAUUAAACUGGGGGCAGGACCAUUGAUAAUUUCAUCAGAAUUAUCACUUUAUAAUACAAUUUCAUUGAUGAUCGUUCUUUUCGGUGAAAUCAUUGCUAGAGAACCGAUAUCAAAAGAAUUUUCAUACGGAAAGGGCAGAAUUAAAUAUGUUUUCCAAUUAACAAGUUCAAUUAUUAUUUUAUACUCCGCUUUCUUUUUACUCGUUGAUAAUACAACAUCCUGCUUCAUGGAUUCGAUUUAUGUUCGCGAUCCGUCACGAGUUGUUUUACUUUCCCUUGUAGAUUUUGGAAUUUCUUUAUUUGGUGCUAUAUCAAUAGGAAAUGCUGCAUUGACAUCAUUCUCUUUGAUGUGUGAUAUAUUUAUAUCAUCAUCUGCUCUUAUUUCUUCACUAUUUGAUUAUUUAUUCAAUUUUCCCUCAUUUGAUAUCGUAAUUUCUUACUUUAUUAUUGUCACAAUAUUCAUAACUACUGUAUCAGAACUAAGAGAUUCAUUAUAUGCUUUAAUGUUGUGUUCUUCAAGAAAAUUAUUUGCAAAGACAUUGAAUGCAUUUAAUCUAAGCUAUAGAACAACAGUUUUCCACUAUUGGAGUACUGGAUCGCAGCGAAAUGUUAUUAAUAUAAAGACCCAAGUAAGUCGAAGCAAUAAUAAGACAAGCUUGAAGGCAAUGAAGCAAUACUUUAGGAAAAAAGGAAUAGAAUCAACCAUUGAACUACAUUAUAAUGAUUAA